This is a messenger RNA of Diaporthe citri, 1524 nucleotides long. RefSeq lists its product as uncharacterized. The transcript has a single exon. NCBI's taxonomy places the organism in Eukaryota, Fungi, Ascomycota, Sordariomycetes, Diaporthales, Diaporthaceae. The record is from RefSeq and is a predicted model, not a curated record. The coding region runs from base 1 to 1524 and encodes 507 amino acids.
AUGAAUACACAGACAUUCGCGGCUCGACUGUCGACUCUUUCCCCACCUCGACGGGAAGGGUUGACUGCCAUCUUCCGCAAAGCCCAGGAACGAGUCUUGCCGACAGCUACUGUCUGGCUGAAUCCCGAGGACUCGAUUGGACGCUACGUCGGCAAAGCCAAAUGGGACCACAUCUGGGAGGCGAUCGGGCCUGCUCGCGAUGUGUUCAACACGGUCGCCUCGAAGAUCAAAGACUACCUCGAGAGUGCAGUGGAGCCGAUCUCGAGCAGAGUUACCUGGUCAAUGUACAUGAUUGGGAAAUCAUCGAGUGCAGCGUCACCGUCAAUCAUUUUCUGCUGCGAUGUCUUGGAACACCGCCGACAAGUACGGAACAACAUCAAGGAAAGCGGCAUUCUGAACGACUAUCCAGGCAUCAAGACCGGCCAUCUGCCGCGGCCACCAGAUUUUGACCAAUUAGUGCCUCUGGGUAGUGGUGGACAGCCGCGCUACAACCGUGGUGACAUAAUGGCGUUGACUUCACCGGCCGAGAGCGCAUGCGGCUCCCAGCUUUUCAUCAAUGCGAAUGAGAGCAACUCGAUGCCACCAGCUCCUGUAGCAACGAUAGGUGGUGUGGUUCGACUGGGAGAGAACUUUUACUAUACGACUGCUGCACAUGCUCUGGAAGCAUCACCGGACCCAACCGCUGCUGAUGAGCACAUCCUUGCCUCUCAUGAGUACGAUACGAAUGAUGACGCCCUUAGCCUCGACGGCGAUGAGGAUUUAUAUAGUACAUCAACUCGCAGCCCCAGCACAGUCGACCCCGGGCGGUGGCAGUCUUCCGCCAGAAUUGGAAAGAAUUCAGAAGAUAAUCGAUUCAUGAGAGAUGAUAUACUGCGACAAUGGAGUCUGAAGCACCGCCACGUUGCGGAAGAACCUCUCUCAUCCCUCGUAUAUCCCGGAGAACUGACACUGCAUCAGACUGGCAGGCUAGUUAUAUCUUCGAUGGAGGGGGGAAAUCCUGGAAAUGGACUCGAUUACGCCUUGAUAGAGAUUUCAUCGAGGCAUCACAUUGUGGAAAAUGUGAUAAAAGUCGGGCCGAACGACGAAGCCACUGUCAGGGUCCAUUCCGUAGCCAGACCAGACCUGCUGGAGGCGGAUGUCAUAGCGGUCACACCUCGAGGUACCGCCAAGGGUCGGAUAUCGGGAACACCAGCUUACUCAUCUGCGCCAGGCACCCAAACGCAUGUCAGGAUGUUGAAGGUCAGCUUGAACGAGCCACUUGAGAGAGGUGACUGCGGUACAUGGGUAGUUGAUGCCGCAAAUGGAGACCUGUUCGGCCACGUUGUUCUUGGGUCUCCUAGCAGCGGCAGUGCGUUGAUAACGUCUUUUGCCGACAUAUUCCACGAUAUUGCGUCCAGAGUGGGCAAGUCACCGACCUUUCCCAGAGCAAGAGAUGAAUACUCCUUCAGAUCAGCCGAGAGAACAGCCUCUCCUAUUGAACGAGACGAGGCUCUUUCUCCAAUCAUUCGAACACUGUAUCUCUGA